Aplosporella prunicola CBS 121167 is the source of this 1227-nucleotide messenger RNA. RefSeq lists its product as uncharacterized. The transcript has 4 exons. Gene Ontology annotation, biological process: proteolysis. Bases 1 to 1227 code for a protein of 408 amino acids. NCBI's taxonomy places the organism in Eukaryota, Fungi, Ascomycota, Dothideomycetes, Botryosphaeriales, Aplosporellaceae. Gene Ontology annotation, molecular function: metalloaminopeptidase activity. The record is from RefSeq and is a predicted model, not a curated record.
AUGGCGACAGAAGCCGCUCCCACGCGCAAGUGCUUGGGCAAGGACUGCCCCAACGAUGCUUCUUCUCUGCAGUGCCCGACCUGCCAGAAGCUGGGCCUCGAGUCCUACUUCUGCUCUCAAGACUGCUUCAAAAAGAACUGGAGUGAGCACAAAGCUCUCCACAAGGCUGCGGGUGGAAGCUCAGGUUCAAGUAACCCUCUCCGCCACUUCUUUCCCCCAAAAGUCAUCUCACAACCGGAUCCAGAAACUGGCCACUACAACCCGUUCCCUACCUUUGACUUCACCGGCAAGCUGCGUCCAGUAUACCCAUUGACCCCUCGGAGGGAGCUGCCCAAGAGCAUCAAGCGCCCCGACUACGCCAAGGAUGGCAUUCCGAGAAGCGAGCAGGUCUUUGUCAACAGACACAAGAUUGCUAUCUUGAACAAGGAGGAGCAGGAGGGCAUGAGGAAGGUGUGCAGGCUGGCUCGUGAGGUGCUGGAUAUUGCUGCCGCGGCUGCUGUGCCUGGCGUCACCACGGAUUAUAUCGAUGAGGUCGUCCACAACGCUUGCAUAGAGAGAGAUUCCUACCCCUCUCCGCUGAACUACUGCCAUUUCCCCAAGUCCGUUUGCACCUCGCUGAACGAAAUCAUCUGCCACGGUAUCCCCGACCAGCGUGUCCUCGAAGAUGGCGACAUUCUCAACAUCGAUGUCACUCUUUACCACAAUGGAUUCCACGGCGAUAUCAACGAGACCUAUUACAUUGGUGAGAAGGCGCUUCAAGACGCGGACUCUAUCCGGGUGGUUGAGACCGCGCGCGAUACGCUGGAUGAGUCGAUCAAGAUUGUCAAGCCCGGCAUGCUGUUCCGCGACCCUGGAAACGUCAUUGAGAAGCUCGCGAAGCAAAGGAAGUGUAGCGUCAUUAAGACCUACUGCGGCCACGGCAUUAACCAGCUCUUCCAUUGCUCGCCCAAUGUUCCCCACUACGCCAAGAACAAGGCUGUCGGUACCGCGAAGCCCGGAAUGUGCUUCACUAUCGAGCCCAUGAUUGCGCUGGGCACGCACAGGGACAAGACCUGGCCUGACGACUGGACCAGCGCCACGCAGGAUGGCUUGAGGACUGCGCAGUUUGAGCACACUCUCUUGGUUACGGAGGACGGCGUUGAGGUUCUUACCGCGAGGUUGCCCAACUCGCCGGGUGGACCCGUUCCCAUACCCGGCUACACCGAUGGUGCGAAGGCGGGAGCAUGA